This is a messenger RNA of Ictidomys tridecemlineatus (thirteen-lined ground squirrel), 2065 nucleotides long. RefSeq names its product ankyrin repeat domain 33 (gene Ankrd33). NCBI's taxonomy places the organism in Eukaryota, Metazoa, Chordata, Mammalia, Rodentia, Sciuridae. The record is from RefSeq and is a predicted model, not a curated record. Gene Ontology annotation, molecular function: protein binding.
CCAAUCCCUUCCUAACCGGCUUGACCCAGCUCAGCCCUGAGGUGUUUGCAGCAGCUCUUUCUGAGAAAGUCCAGCCAGCCAUCUGUUAUCUGCAUUGCUUCCUGGGGAGGGACAGUCCCUCCAGCCACUCCAGAGACCUAGGGGGAGUGUGCUCCUACGCGUCUGGGAAGUGCUCCUAGGCCCCAGGCUGUGCCACAGCAGUGACCACCUCCUGAGGACCCUCAGAGCCCCAGCUGCUGCCAACUGCAUGAGGAAGGACUUGUCUUCUGGCCCCAGACUGGAGGAGGAGGAUCUGCCAUUGCCGGGGGAAGGUGGCCAUGUCUGAGGCACCAUCCUGCCCCAGCCAGGGCACCGCAACCCCAGGCUGCAAGCUGGGGGCCCUGUACCGGGCCUGUGUCCACAACGACCCCACCCAGCUCCAGGCCAAGCUGGAUGUGGGGGUCUCCCCAGAGGAGGCCACCCAAGUGGACAGCAAUGGGAGGACAGGCCUCAUGGUCGCCUGCUACCACGGCUUCUCGAGUGUCGUUGCCCUGCUCAGUCGCUGUCCUUUCCUCGAUGUGAACCAUCAGGACAAAGAAGGGAACACGGCCCUCAUGCUGGCUGCCCAAGCAGGCCACGCUUCUCUGGUGAGUCUCCUGCUCAACUACUACGCGGGCCUGGACCUAGAGCGCCGGGACCAGCGGGGGCUCACAGCACUGAUGAAGGCUGCCAUGCGGAACCGAUCGGAGUGUGUGGCUGCCCUCCUCAUGGCAGGUGCUGACCUGACCUCUGUGGAUCCUGUUCGGGGCAAGACUGCCCUGGAGUGGGCCUUGUUGACUGACAGCUUUGACACGGUGCAGAGGAUCCGGCAGCUGCUGCAGAGGCCCCGAGUAGAGCAACUGAGCCAGCAUUACCAGCUCGAGUGGCCAGCCUUGCCAGGGCUCGUGGCCCAGGCGCAAGCCCAGGCCCAGGUUGCUCCUUCCUUCCUAGAAAGAUUGCAGUCCACCCUGAGCUUCUCCUUUGCCCAGUCUCCUCAGGAGGGGGGUGUUCUGGACCACCUUGUGACCAUCACUACGGGCCUGGCCAGUCCCUUUCUUGCCACUGCCUGCCACACACUGUGUCCUGACUAUCCACCUGCUCUCGGCACCCGAAGCAAGUCUGUGCCAGAACUGCUAGGUACUGCCCCCCCUCCUCCUCCAGUACCCCAGCCCCCCCAGGAAGUACCUGGCCCCAGGGUCUUUGUUCCCUACCAAAGCCCUCAGGGCAUGUUCUCUCAGUGGCUGCAGCCCAGGAGUAGUACUAGCACUAGGUCCCAAGUUCCCAAGAUCCUCCUCUCCAAGGCACCUUCAGCCCCUAGACAAUUCAAGUUUAUGUCCAAGUCUUCAGGGCGUAAUAACCUGGUCCUUCCUCUCUGGCGAUACCAGGAGCUCAGGUUGGAGAGGAAGAGGCAGGAGGAGGCAAGGUUGGCACAGGAUCAGGGGAAGAUGGGCUAGGCCAGGAUAGGAGCAGGGAAUUACGCCUUUUUCUAUGCUGCAUUCUUGCCUAGAGAUACUUCUGCCCCCCCAUCCACCUCUAAAAUGUUUUCCAACCUAUGUACAAAGUUGUUAUAGCACUGUUUGUAAUAGCAGGGUAGAACUAACCUAAGUGUCCAUCAAUAGGGUAUUGGCUAACAUUUUGGGGGUGGAUUACUAUAUUCUGUGCAAUGCAUUACAAAGCUAGAGUAAGGAAGUUCUUUAUGUCCUGAUAUUGAAACAAACUGAAUUUGGCCCCAUUCUGAAUUGGGAACAACUUUCUCCUUCUGAGAAUGGAGACUGAAGGGCUGCCUCCCUGCCCCCUCCUUGGCCUGACAGAUGCUAAGAAGCUGAGAGGCAAGACAGCUCCCUCCCCGGUCCUGUGUAGCACAGGCUAACAAAAUCUAUAUAUGUACAUUUCCUGCCUUUUGUCUCACUUCCCUACUGCUACUGCUUCUCCUUUAAAGCUCUGUUCACGUUCAGGGAUUUCAAAGAUGUAACUUAUGCCACAAUAUGUUUCUUCUAUCUUCCUUUAAAACUAGCUUUGAAUAAAAUCUAUCUUCCUAUCAAUUUGA